This is a messenger RNA of Pygocentrus nattereri (red-bellied piranha), 5328 nucleotides long. RefSeq names its product phospholipase D1a (gene pld1a). NCBI's taxonomy places the organism in Eukaryota, Metazoa, Chordata, Actinopteri, Characiformes, Serrasalmidae. The record is from RefSeq and is a predicted model, not a curated record. The coding region runs from base 201 to 3245 and encodes 1014 amino acids. Gene Ontology annotation, biological process: intracellular signal transduction; phosphatidic acid biosynthetic process; cell motility. The transcript is spliced from 26 exons. Gene Ontology annotation, molecular function: D-type glycerophospholipase activity; phosphatidylinositol binding.
GGAGUGACUCCUGCGGGUGAUCUUGCACUGUGCAGUGCUGAGUUUGUGCUCGGAGGUGCUGCGGAGCGGAGACGGGGUGUUAAAGUGUGUGUUUCUCGGAAUGAGGGGGGUCUGUGUGCUGCAGCAGACCGGGCUGUCUGCUGAGUGAUGUGGGCGGUCUGAGGGUCUCCCUGACCCCGCGCUCAAGCUGCUUCUCAGAAAUGGAUGACACCGUGGAGAGUUUGGACACUCGGGAGCUGGACAUCGGAGAGGAAGUGGACUGUGAAUCCGGAGAAAUUAACCAUGCAGGCGAGUCCCACAUCCCAUUCUCUGCGGUGUACAGCACGGUGGGCUUUAAAGAGACAGAUGCUCAAGUUUUCCUCAGAUCCACUCCCAUCACCGCCAAAAUACUGGAGGUGGAGCGCUUCAUCAGAGCGAAGGACCGCUUCAACACCUCCAACCAGAGGAGCGUGUCCAGGGCCAUGCCGGUGGUGUUCAGGAUCGAGAUGAGGCACGGGAAUUUCACCUGGGUGGUGAAGAGGAAGGAGAAGCACUUUGUGGAGUUGCACAGAGAACUGCUGCGCUACAAAACCUUCAUGAGGAUCCCGCUACCCUCACGCAGUCACACAGUUCGGAGGAAGAGUGUAAAUCAGAGUGAGGUGAGGCAGAUGCCAAGUUUGCCACGGGGGGCGAGAGACGAGUUAGCCCGAGAGGAGCAAGUGUCCAGCAGGAGGAAACAGCUGGAGGACUAUCUGAACAAGCUGCUGAGGAUGGGGACGUACCGAAAGUACCAUGCGACCAUGGAGUUUAUUGACGUGAGCCAGAUGUCUUUCAUCCAUGAUUUGGGUCCAAAAGGCUUGGAGGGUAUGAUAUAUAAAAGGUCAGGAGGUCACCGGAUCCCGGGCAUGAACUGCUGUGGACACAGUCAGAUCUGCUACCGCUGGUCUAAGAGGUGGUUGGUGCUGAAAGAUUCUUUCCUGAUGUACCUGAAACCGGACACAGGAGCCAUUUCGUUCGUGCUUCUGGUGGACAAAGAGUUCAACAUCAAAAUGGACUCCAAGCACACAGAGACAAAGCACGGAGUGAGGAUAGACAGUCUGUCCAGGACGUUGGUGCUGAAGUGUAACAGUUACAGACAUGCCCGCUGGUGGGGGCAGGCCAUCGAGGAGUUCGUCCGGAAACAUGGGAAGGCUUUCCUCAGAACACAUCGCUUUGACUCCUUCGCCAAAGAACAGGAAAAUAUACCUGCCAAAUGGUAUGUGAAUGGUAAAACCUACAUGGAGGAUGUAGCAAACGCUCUGGAGGCAGCUAAAGAGGAAAUCUUCAUCACAGACUGGUGGUUGAGUCCAGAGAUCUUCCUGAAGAGGCCGGUGGUCGAGGGAAACCGCUGGAGACUCGACUGCAUCCUCAAACGCAAAGCACAACAAGGUGUGCGCAUCUUUGUAAUGCUGUAUAAAGAGGUGGAGCUGGCUCUGGGCAUCAACAGUGAAUACAGCAAGAGGACGCUGCUGCACCUUCACCCCAACAUCAAGGUGAUGAGGCACCCUGACCAUGUCUCCUCUUCAGUCUACCUUUGGGCUCACCAUGAGAAGAUUGUGGUGAUCGACCAGUCUGUGGCAUUUGUUGGUGGGAUUGACCUGGCGUACGGUCGCUGGGACGACCGUGAGCACCGGCUGACGGACGUGGGGAGUGUGACGCGCUCCGCUCAGAACAUGGACCAGACGGACGGUUCUGUGGUUUCCGUGGUUAAAGGAAUUUCCUCCCUUAACGGCUCCUGCUCCGCGGAGCUGGUCGAUCUGCCCAAACUGAAGGGAGUCGGACGGACGCGGAAGUCUCGGUUCAGCCUUUACCGCCACCUGCACCGGCACGGCCUGCACCACGCCGACAGCGUCAGCAGCCUCGAGAGCAGGGGCGGAUCAGUGCGCAGUCUGCAGACGGGUGUCGGGGAGCUGAUGGGGAACACGCGCUUCUGGCAUGGGAAGGAUUACUGCAACUUCGUCUACAAGGACUGGGUCCAGCUGGAGAAACCGUUCGAUGAUUUCAUUGACAGAUACACAACUCCCAGAAUGCCCUGGCACGACAUCGCCUCAGUAGUUCAUGGGAAGGCUGCGAGAGACGUGGCCAGACACUUCAUCCAGCGCUGGAACUUCACCAAGAUCAUGAAGCCGAAGUACAGAUCUCUGUCAUAUCCUUACUUACUGCCCAAAUCUCACAGCACAGCCAACGAACUCACUUACCAAGUGCCAGACUGCGUGCAGACCAGAGUCCAGGUGUUACGGUCUGCAGCAGAUUGGUCAGCAGGUAUAAAAUACCAUGAAGAGUCUAUUCACAACGCCUACAUCCAGGUCAUCGCCAAGAGCAAGCAUUUCAUCUACAUUGAGAACCAGUUUUUCAUCAGCUGCGCCGACAACAAGCAUGUCUUCAACAAAGUCGGAGACGCCAUUAUUGAGAGAAUCAUCAGAGCUCACAAAGAGAAUAAGAAGUUCCGUGUGUAUGUUGUGACCCCCCUGCUGCCCGGGUUUGAGGGGGAUAUCUCCACCGGGGGGGGCAAUGCUCUGCAGGCCGUCAUGCACUUCAACUACAGGACCAUGAACAGAGGAGACAAGUCCAUCAUCUCCCAGUUAAAGAAAGAGAUGGGCGAUCAGUGGAUGAACUACAUCUCCUUCUGUGGGUUACGGACUCACGCUGAGUUAGAGGGCCGUUUGGUUACAGAGCUGAUUUACGUCCACAGCAAGCUGCUCAUCGCUGAUGACAACACGGUCAUCAUCGGUUCAGCCAACAUUAAUGACCGCAGCAUGCUGGGAAAGAGGGACAGCGAAGUGGCCGUGAUCGUGGCGGACACGCAGAUGGUUCCCUCAGUGAUGGACGGCCAGAAGUACCAGGCAGGAAAAUUUGCCCUGCAGCUCCGUCUGGAGUGCUUUAAAACCAUCCUCGGUGCCUUUACGGACCCCAGCAUAGAUGUGAGCGACCCCAUCAGUGACUGUUUCUAUAAGGAGGUUUGGAUGACCACUGCAGGACGCAACGCCACCAUCUACGAGAAGGUGUUCCGCUGCCUGCCCUCCAGCCUGGUGAGGAACCUUCAGGAGCUGCUGAGCUUCCAGACUAAAGCCGGUCUGGAUAAGGAGGAUCCUGUGAAAGCUCAGGAAAGCCUGAAGAAGAUCAGAGGCUUCCUGGUUCAGUUCCCGCUGGACUUCCUGAGCGAGCAGAACCUGCUGCCCUCCGUCGGCACCAAGGAGGCCAUGGUCCCCACCGAGAUCUGGACCUGAUUGAAACUGUGACUGUAAACACAGAGUCCGUAUGAGGCGAAACGGCGCCCCCUGCUGGACGAGCUGUGGAGAAACUGCAUGAUGAACUGAAAUGAAGCGAAUCGUAUGAAGGCGGGCAGCUCACUGUGAAGUGCCUUAGGAGGGUGUAAACACCUCCGUAUCAGUUCCUACCUGUGACUACAUCAUAUUUGUCUUGUCAGUAGCAACAAAUGCAGAAUAUAGAAUAUAAAAAUGACGUUUUUACAAUAAACCGUAACAGUAAAACAGCAAAAAAAAUGAUUUUAGCAAAUGGAAACUCAGAAAGAGGCCAGCAUGUCUAAUAUUUAGUGUACACUAAGCUUUUACAGGACUGUUCAGCUUAUUUCUACACAUUUUUCAUUAUUUUAUGUUGUGAUCCAAGAAAAUGAUCUUACAGCUUGGGCCACUUUUAACAUGCGUUGUUAAAAAAGACACACGCAGUCAGAUUUUACCGGAUAUUACUGCUUAAAAUAAGCCAAAAUGUCUAGAAAUGGUUUGAAUUAUCUCUAAAUAUUAGCCAUGUCCCUACAGUCGAGGUUUUCUCCUGAUAAUGUGCCUUUCCUUUCACUACUACUUCCACUAUUCACUCAAACAAAGCAGCUCUGUGAGUGAAGACCGACUCAUAGCGACCCUAUGAAGACAGGGAGGGGAAGCAGGUGGUCAGUCGGUCUUGGUUGCCCCAAGAGAGCCGGUGUUUUGGUCCAUCUGACCUGAUUUCAUUCAGAUCUGCGAGGACAGAGGAGCUCAGGAUCUGUGUGGGACAGUAGUUCAGCUAAACCCCCCCCCCAUGUCCCCCACUCAGCUGUGAUUCUGUCGAUCAGCUGAGACGUGCUCAGUGUCUGAGGUUUGACUCUUGGAGCUGUGAGGCUGAUUUCUCACCAUUUAGCUGGUGCUGACGGCUGCUGUGAGCUGCUCACUGCCUCUAAUAGACUGGACUAUGUGGUUUCUGACUCUGUGACUCACUGUGGUCUAUAAACAUGCUCUGAAGUACAUUAGCAUGGCUAAAAACAGUAGCAACCACCUGGAAGACUGCCGGUCCAUGAGUUGGCAGGACAAUAGGACCAUUUGAUUUAUGCAAAUUUACUGCAUUACAUGGGGGCUGUAUUGCAGUUAGCACUGCGCUAAUUGGGGGCUGUAUUGCAGUUAGCACUACGCUAAUUGGGGGCUGUAUUGCAGUUAGCACUACGCUAAUUGGGGGUUGUAUUGCAGUUAGCACCGUGCUAUUUGGGGGCUGAUUGGCUAUGCUUCCAUUACUGAUUGUUACUUAUUAUUGCUAGUAAAAGAAGCGUAUAGCCCUUGCCUCAAAAUAUAGCAUUAGUUAGCUUUGCUGAUAAGCAGACAAUAAGAAAGCUAGUGAAUUAUGAAUGUUAGGAAUUUUGCAUCAAAUUUUUUUACUAAUUUUUUUUAAAUGAACAGACAACAUUCAGUCUUCCAGGUGGCUGCUAUUGUUUUGGCUAAGCUAAUGUGCUUUAGUCCAUGUUUGUAGAACAGAGAGUCACAGAGUCAGAAACCACUGAUUACUGCUACAGCACCAGUUAGCACGAUGCUAAUCACUGGGCAAUAAGAUUCCAUCUCUUGUUAGCUUCAUUAGUCUCGUAGCUCCAGGGCUAAAACCAGACGCUGAGCGUGUCUCGGCUGUUGGGCUACAUUUGAGCUCAGACGUGGGGAAACCGUGUGAAUCCGGUUUUAAGGCUUUAAACGACGGACUGACGAUUUUAAACGAUGGACUGUUUACGCCAGUCAGCAGCUCUUCAGGCCUGAUAACGGCGUAUGGCAAGGUCUCCUUCUUUCUCUGGAGUUUUCCGUCUCUGAACGCGGGGAGGCUCGGCCGAGUGCUGUUUUCUCUCCUCCUGCGCUCAGAUGUCGCUGAAAGCCGUUUCUGCUGCAGCUUCUCUGAACAGACACUGUUCAAAUCUUUAAUAGCAGUUUUUUUGCACAGUCUUCUUAUCUUUUCUGUUCAUUUACAGUCUGUACAGAGCAGGAAGUAGACGACCGAGGGAAAAUGAAUGGGGAAUAAAUCUGAAAUGUGAAUAAAUCCUUGAUUAAACCUGUUAUUAUAUAAUAA